ACAAGGAUCCAACCCUUGUCCAAUGGCUGUGCCGUCCUAAGAAUAUAAUUCUUACGUCUCACUUUCCUCUCUUCUCUCAAACCUAAGCUCUUUAUUUAAAGACAAAGCCUAAUCUAGAAAAGGAAACAAAUCAUAUGACCUUAGCAAGUCUAAUGAUGAUGUACUCUAUCAUUGGGAGUCCUAAUAAAUUUUCCUAAAUUCUGGCGGUGAUGUGUGCUCGAUUUUUGUUACGUAGAAUCGUUAACGUAAAUGCCAAGAACUUGGAUGGUAAGACCACGAUGGACAUGCUCCAAACUUACAAAUCUCCUCUUUUCCCCAAAAUAAGCAGACUUCUCAACCGUGCUAACGAAAGACUAAUUUGUAGUGGUCCCACAAUGACUCUUGGGGAAUAUUUGAGCAAGAAGCCAUCGUUUUUUCAGAAACGAAACUCUUUCUUGGGGCUGGCCAAUCUGAGUAAGAUUAGGCACACGUCUCUAGAUACCAGUGACAACCGCAGUGUAAUACUUGUGGUGGCUAUACUGAUAGACACAGCUACAUACCAAGCUGGUUUCAGUCCUCCUGGUGGAUUUUGGCAAGAAGAUUCAAAGCCCGGAGAUUCCACUAAUCACAUCGCUGGGGAGAUGACUAUGACUAUCGGAGCUGCCUCAUUUUUUUAUGUCUUCAAUGGAGUUGCCUUCUUCUCAUCUCUAUAUGUGAUCAUGAUCCUCAUAACUGGACUUCCCAUGUGGAUAGUCCUUUACGGUUCAACAGCAGCUCUUGGGAUUGCUAAUUUUGCAUGUUCAGCGGAACAUUCCCAUAUUCGAACAGCCUAUUUGGGGAUAUUGCAAAGGAAGUUGUGCCCUUAACAUACCCAAUAGUGACAGCGUGCUUGCUAUCACCUCCUUAUCUUUCAUUCCUUAUCAACCAACUUCGCCGACACCGAGUUGAUUUUCCGGCGAGGUACUUCAACUGCUGAUGCGUGAAGUAGUCAAGAGUAUGUAAACUGUAUUGGCUGGGAUCAGCGCUCUCUUCUUCCAAAUUUCCCCCAAACUUUUGUGUCUUCUUUGCUUUCUACGUUAUGUCAGAUUUGAGUUUCGGUCCCUUUGACUAGUAGUUGAAUUGUGAAUUGUGUUUUCCACUUUUGCAUGUUCACCAUUACGAUAUUACCAAAUUGACUAUGAUAGUAGCUUAUACGCAACUUACAAAUGUCAAAUGAUACUAAAUCCAUC
Messenger RNA from Camelina sativa (false flax), 1208 nucleotides. The record is from RefSeq and is a predicted model, not a curated record. Lineage: Eukaryota; Viridiplantae; Streptophyta; Magnoliopsida; Brassicales; Brassicaceae.